CCGGCGCGGCGCGUGGUUUCCGGAAGCUUGAGGGGCUUGGUCGGCGUCUCCGUGACUUCCUGCUCGCGAUCCGGGCGGGGCCGCCGCCGCCGCCGCCGCCGCCGCCGCCCUAGACCGGCCUCCCGCCGCCCUCCGCGCCGCCCCCGGAACGCGGGCAAAAUGCCGAAAAAGAAGACCGGCGCCAGGAAGAAGGCGGAGAACCGCCGGGAACGCGAGAAGCAGCUGAGGGCUUCCAGAGGCACCAUUGACUUAGCCAAGCACCCCUGCAACGCCUCCAUGGAAUGUGACAAGUGUCAGAGGCGACAGAAGAAUCGAGCGUUUUGCUAUUUUUGUAACUCUGUACAGAAGUUGCCGAUUUGUGCCCAGUGUGGGAAAACAAAGUGCAUGAUGAAGUCCUCAGACUGUGUCAUAAAGCACGCUGGCGUCUACAGCACUGGCCUGGCCAUGGUGGGCGCCAUCUGUGACUUCUGCGAAGCGUGGGUCUGCCACGGCCGGAAGUGUCUCAGCACACACGCGUGCUCCUGCCCGCUGACGGAUGCUGAGUGUGUGGAGUGUGAGCGAGGCGUCUGGGACCAUGGAGGCCGAAUAUUCAGUUGCUCUUUUUGUCACAACUUUCUCUGUGAGGACGAUCAGUUUGAACAUCAAGCCAGCUGCCAGGUUUUGGAGGCAGAAACAUUCAAAUGUGUGUCCUGCAACCGGCUGGGCCAGCAUUCCUGUCUGCGGUGUAAGGCGUGCUUCUGUGAUGAGCACACGAGGAGCAAAGUGUUCAAGCAGGAGAAGGGAAAGCAGCCCCCCUGCCCCAAGUGUGGGCACGAGACCCAGGAGACGAAGGACCUGAGCAUGUCGACACGCUCCCUGAAAUUUGGCAGGCAGACCGGAGGGGAAGAGGGUGACGGUGCUUCUGGGUACGACGCCUAUUGGAAGAACCUUUCUUCUGAUAAGUAUGGUGAUGCCAGCUACCAGGAGGAGGAGGAGGAGGAGGAUGACGAAGAGGAAGAGGAGGAGGAAGAGGAAGAGGGAAAAGACUCUGAUGCUGAAUCAGCAGAUUUGUUCUCUAACUUGAACUUGGGAAGGACCUACGCCAGCGGCUACGCUCAUUAUGAGGAGCAGGAGAACUAGUGCUGCUGGGCUGGCCGUGGGUCUCCGGGGUACAUCCCCUGGCCUUGUGCAGAGGCCUCUCACAGACAUGGAGUAGGGCAGAGCAGUUUUGUAGGAACUGGUGGCCAAGCCUCAUGCAUAAUAAGAAAAAUGAAUUUCAAAUGUGAUGUGUUUAUUCAUCCCACAAAUGAAAGCUUCAUGGGUUGGAUGAUAAGUAGGCUGGGCCAGCGGGCUACAUACACAGGACAAAAAAUAGGAUGGUAAUAUAUUUGAAAUUGAACUGCUGUUCUUGAUUAAAAAAAGAACACUGCCUAUGAAUUUGUUCUGUCUGGUUUUGUGAAGUAUGGCUCAAAUAGAUUGUAAUAUAUAUAUUAUAUAGCCACAGGAUACAAGUCAGACAGUGUUAUAUUUAACAUUUUAGGGACACUUGAUCAGAAAUAGUGUUAUACAGAUGCUUUGCCCAAGAAAUUUCACUUUAUUUUGAAUAAAUCUAGUAUUUCAUUUA
Molecule: messenger RNA, 1603 nt
Organism: Erinaceus europaeus (western European hedgehog)
Lineage: Eukaryota; Metazoa; Chordata; Mammalia; Eulipotyphla; Erinaceidae
Gene: NOAZFP
Product: zinc finger protein 330
Exons: 10
Coding region: 160-1119 (319 amino acids)
Cellular component (GO): nucleus
Molecular function (GO): zinc ion binding
Source: RefSeq, a predicted model, not a curated record